This is a messenger RNA of Eutrema salsugineum, 1014 nucleotides long. RefSeq lists its product as uncharacterized. The transcript has 2 exons. Lineage: Eukaryota; Viridiplantae; Streptophyta; Magnoliopsida; Brassicales; Brassicaceae. Bases 1 to 1014 code for a protein of 337 amino acids. The record is from RefSeq and is a predicted model, not a curated record.
AUGAUUCACACACAAACUCUCGAACUCAAAGAGCUGCGAGCCUCGAUAGCUCGGACAGUAGCUGAAAUACGCGCCAUGAAAUCCCAAGUGCACAACGUGACAAGCGCAGCGCCCGAAAUCGACCGAAUGCUUGAAGAAACUCAGAGAACUCCAUUCACUGCAAGAAUCACGGAGGCCAGGAUUCCCGAGCCGGGGAAGGUGAGAAUCCCGUUCUACGAAGGAACAACCGACCCGAAAGCACACAUCACAGCGUUUCGGAUAGCAAUGGGACGAGCCUUCACAAAGAACGCCGCUAAACUCACCGAGCGCAAAGUAGAUGCCGGAUACUGCCUGCUCUUCGUGGAGCAUCUCAAGGGAGCCGCACUCGAGUGGUUUUCGAGGCAGGAACGAAAUUCAAUCGGCAAUUUUCAACAGCUCUCCGCCUUGUUCCAGAAACAAUACUCGAUGUUUAUGGACAGAGGAACAUCUGAUGCCGAUCUGUGGACACUAUCCCAAGGACUGAACGAGCCGCUUCGGGAUUACAUGUUCCAACGGGAGAUGGCUCUCAACACGCCGCAAACAAUUCAAGACGCUCUGCACCGAUCAUCAGACUUCGUCGUAAACGAGGAGGAAAUGAAAAACUUGGACGAGCGGUACGAAGCGACGAAAGCAGCAAUCCGAAGCUCAAUUUUGCCGCGCCCCGCGAGGAAGGGCAACCCAUCAAACAACGCAACAACGCAGAGCUCGGAUGAACCUAGAAGCGGAGGUGCCCAUAACUACCAGGUAGGCACCGGACGCGGAAGAGGAGAGCCGCGCAACAACACUUGGGUGAGGAAAUCCGCCAACUACGACGAGAAGGCUUUCUGUGAGUAUCACCAGACCUACGGGCACUCAACGGCACAGUGCCGAACUCUAGGAGCAAAACUCGUGCCUAAGAUGGCAGCGGGAGAGCUCCAAAACGCGGUCAACCUCAAAGACCUCGUCCCUAACGAACAACAAGAGAGAGCCGAGCCGAGCAGCGCGAAGAGGCGAUAA